GCGGAUCCAAAAUGGCGGCAGUUGCAGUGGCCCAGCAGUAAAACCGAGCAGCCAGUGAAUGAAGUCAGCUGAUCGCAGUCUGCUGUCACGCAGUGAGCAGUCGUCGUUUCUCUUCCUCAGACAGCAAAGCAACGCUUCACCACCGGACGUUAGCCUAAUAAUCAGGAGAAGAUGGACAUGUCCAAGCUGCCCAAGAUCAGGGAUGAGGAGAAGGAGAGCGAGUUUGGAUACGUUCAUGGAGUCUCCGGACCAGUGGUGACGGCUACAGCCAUGGCCGGAGCAGCUAUGUACGAGCUGGUCCGUGUCGGCCACAGUGAGCUGGUGGGAGAGAUUAUCAGGCUGGAGGGCGACAUGGCCACCAUCCAGGUCUACGAGGAGACGUCCGGUGUGUCUGUAGGAGACCCUGUGUUGCGGACGGGGAAACCCCUUUCUGUGGAGUUGGGUCCAGGAAUCAUGGGCUCCAUCUUUGAUGGUAUCCAGCGACCACUAAAGGACAUCAAUGACAUCACACAGAGCAUCUACAUCCCCAGAGGUGUAAACAUCGGAGCCCUGAACCGAGACCUCAAGUGGGAGUUUACUCCCGUCAAGAGCCUGCGGGUCGGCAGUCACAUCACAGGAGGAGACAUCUAUGGCGUGGUGUACGAGAACUCCCUCAUCAAGCACAAGAUCAUGCUGCCUCCCAGAAACAGAGGCACUGUGACCUACGUGGCUCCACCUGGAAACUACGACGUCUCCGACGUGGUGAUGGAGCUGGAGUUUGAGGGGGUGAAGGAGAAGUUCACCAUGGUGCAGGUGUGGCCCGUCAGACAAAUUCGACCCGUCACAGAGAAGCUGCCCGCCAAUCACCCGCUGCUGACCGGACAGAGAGUGCUGGACGCCCUUUUCCCAUGUGUGCAGGGAGGAACCACAGCCAUCCCAGGAGCCUUCGGCUGUGGAAAGACUGUCAUCUCUCAGUCCCUGUCCAAGUACUCCAACAGUGAUGUCAUCGUCUACGUAGGCUGCGGUGAGCGUGGUAACGAGAUGUCAGAAGUACUGCGAGACUUCCCUGAGCUGACCAUGGAGGUGGACGGGAAGACGGAGAGCAUCAUGAAGAGAACAGCGCUGGUGGCCAACACCUCCAACAUGCCUGUAGCGGCCAGAGAGGCCUCCAUCUACACAGGAAUCACGCUGUCCGAGUACUUCAGAGACAUGGGAUACAACGUGAGCAUGAUGGCCGACUCCACCUCCCGUUGGGCCGAGGCUCUCAGGGAGAUUUCUGGCCGUCUGGCUGAGAUGCCUGCUGACAGUGGUUAUCCUGCCUACCUGGGCGCCCGUCUGGCCUCCUUCUAUGAGCGUGCUGGCAGGGUGAAGUGUCUGGGCAACCCUGAGAGGGAGGGCAGCGUCAGUAUUGUAGGAGCUGUGUCGCCUCCUGGUGGUGACUUCUCUGACCCCGUCACUUCAGCCACCCUUGGUAUUGUGCAGGUGUUCUGGGGUUUGGAUAAGAAGCUGGCUCAGAGGAAGCACUUCCCUUCAGUGAACUGGCUGAUCAGCUACAGCAAAUACACUCGUGCUCUGGAUGAGUACUACGACAAGCACUCCGAGUUUGUGCCCCUGCGUACCAAGGCCAAAGAGAUCCUGCAGGAGGAGGAGGACCUGGCUGAGAUUGUACAGCUCGUCGGAAAGGCAUCACUGGCAGAAACGGAUAAAAUCACCCUGGAGGUGGCCAAACUGAUCAAAGACGACUUCCUGCAGCAGAACGGUUACACACCUUAUGACAGGUUCUGUCCCUUCUAUAAGACAGUGGGCAUCCUCUCCAACAUGAUCUCCUUCUACGACAUGGCACGGCACGCAGUGGAGACAACAGCUCAGAGCGACAACAAGAUCACUUGGGCCAUGAUCAAGGAGCACAUGGGAGAAAUCCUCUACAGGAUCAGCUCAAUGAAAUUUAAGGACCCGGUGAAGGAAGGCGAGGCUAAGAUCAAGGCCGAGUACGCUCAGCUAGUGGAGGACAUGCAGAACGCCUUCCGCACAUUGGAAGAAUAGGCUGCCAGCUCUCACAGCCUCUCCGGUUUUCAUCUCUGACCCCUCCACUGCAGAAUCACAUUCCGCCUCCUUGUAUCCCCAAAAACCUGCGUGCUCCCCUAUGCUCCUUUUGUGAGUGAUUGUGUGAGCAAGUGUGUGUGUGUGCAAAUUCAUGUGGAGGGAAAACGGAGAAAGAUGUACUGUAUUCAUUAUUAUUUGUUGCCUCAUACAGGCGCACUCUGGAUCCUCUGCAUGGUCGUUGAUCGUGUGUUUGUGCGUGUGUGGAUUUAAUGUGUGUACGAAAGAAGGAUCUCUUCCACCCCGUUUCUUCCUUUCUCUGUUUACAUGAUUCUUUUGUGUGUAUCCGUGUUGCUCUUCCUGAAGAGGAUUGUUCGGUUGAUGUAUUGUAAUUCAUGGACCAUCUGUACAGAAGAGUAUUGAAUAUAAAUUUAAUAAGAUCAGCCUAUUUAUUGCCGGCAUUUUGACGUGAUGGCUUUGCCGUACUUUUCUUUUAGUUUUUAUGGUUGUGCUUCACGCUGUGCGGUGUCGUGUACUUUUGCUGUGUGAAUGUGUAAGAGUCAACACUCUGCUGUCCAAUACUUUCAUGUUACUCCAGAAGAAUUAAAACAUGUGGAAAAAAAGAAAAACCUUGUGUGUGUGUGUGUGACCUGAUUGUUUCUGAUGAUGCUGUCAGAGCUGCUGAACUGGUCUCUCUGCAGAUCCCUCAUUCUCCAGCACCCUGCCCUUAAUAUGCUUUCUUC
This is a messenger RNA of Anoplopoma fimbria (sablefish), 2762 nucleotides long. RefSeq names its product ATPase H+ transporting V1 subunit Ab (gene atp6v1ab). Gene Ontology annotation, cellular component: lysosomal membrane; proton-transporting V-type ATPase, V1 domain. Gene Ontology annotation, biological process: proton transmembrane transport; ATP metabolic process. The record is from RefSeq and is a predicted model, not a curated record. Gene Ontology annotation, molecular function: ATP hydrolysis activity; ATP binding; proton-transporting ATPase activity, rotational mechanism. NCBI's taxonomy places the organism in Eukaryota, Metazoa, Chordata, Actinopteri, Perciformes, Anoplopomatidae.